AACAACAAAUGUUUUACCGUAGAUUUCCGUAAUAAUUUUGCAGCUUUCUUGUUCAAAACAAUCCAUGGAAAGUGUCUCGGUGCUGCUGCACUCAAGAACAACCCUCUUCGGCUUCAGUUUGAAAGGCAACCAAAUAGUUUCUUGCGGGCAUUUCAACAAACGUUUCCAAAGCAAGGGUUUUUAUUCUCAACAGAGCCUCAAAGCCGUCCAAAACCCGUCCAGUUUCAUUCUUUCACCAUUACCACUUAAGAAAACAAGAACCCACUUUUUGUCUACACUCACAUGCUCAUUUUCCAACGCUCAUAGCUCAGAUUCUUAAAACCCAUUUCCUAAACCCUUCAAAAACCUCUCUUUUGACUCACUCAAAACAAGUCUUUCUGAGUUAACGCCUAUAAAAAUUGUCAAAUGGGCUGGUAUAGUUUCCAUUGCAAUUGCAGUUACUAAAUGGACUGCAAAUUUGGUCUUCAACCCUUUCUUUUGGAUGUAUUCUAGCUGGAGUUGGGUGUUCUGGCCAUGGUUUGUGGCUAUAGCCCUUGCUUUUUAUGGUUUAUAUUGUUUUCGAAAGCAUUCGAUUGGUGAAGCCAGCAUUGUAGAGCAACUUGCUAUUGUUACUUCAUUGUUCACUUGGCUAACUUUAGUACCGCCGGCUUAUUUCAAUGGCUAUCUUGAAGGUUGGCCCUUUAUCCUCUUCUUUGUAUACCAUUAUUUCUUUUUCUUCAAUGUUAGUGUAAGAAAACGACUGUAUGGAGAUUAUUAUGCUCGUCCACAUGACCCAAAGUGGGAUGUGAACCCACCCAAAUGGUAUCGCCUUUUGUUCUCUGUUGGGGUCAUGGUUGGGCACUGGCUUGCUGCAUUUGAAGCGCCGGCGCUGCAUCAAAUCCCAGGAGGUUGGAGCAAUGUUGGAGUUUGGAUAUUGAUUGUGGCAGCUUUGUUGAUGCAAUAUAAUUCAACGUUGUAUCUAGCAAAGUAUUCAGAGAAGGUAGUAGUGCCAACUGUUGUUGUACAAUUUGGCCCAUACAGAUGGGUUCGACAUCCAAUAUAUGCAUCAACUAUGCUUUUGUUUGCAACUUAUUGUAUUGCACUGAGAGCACCUAUUAGCUCGCUGUUUGUUUUGGCAGUUUGUUUGAUGUAUUAUGAGCAGAAAGCAAAAUUGGAGGAGGUUUUAAUGGUAGAGACUUUUGGAGAGGAUUAUUCAGUGUAUGCGAGUAAAGUUAGGGCAGAGAAAACUGCUUGAAGGAUCAACCACUAGUUACUAGUGGACAAUAGGAUAGUCAAAACUCAAGACAGAUGAUAUCGACCUCAAGAGUAUUAGUUAAGAAUAUCAGCUUCUGUUUUCAUUUCACGUUUUGAUGGGACAAAUUUUGCAAAUGAGGAACUUGUUAACUAUAAACAUGCUGUAGAUGAAGAAAUUUGUUAAAAGUCAUGGUUAGUGCCUUGUAAUGAAAGAUCACGCAACCUGAUAAGGAAGAACUGGACCAUGUUGAAUAA
Molecule: messenger RNA, 1488 nt
Organism: Durio zibethinus
Lineage: Eukaryota; Viridiplantae; Streptophyta; Magnoliopsida; Malvales; Malvaceae
Source: RefSeq, a predicted model, not a curated record